This is a messenger RNA of Penicillium taxi, 612 nucleotides long. RefSeq lists its product as uncharacterized. Lineage: Eukaryota; Fungi; Ascomycota; Eurotiomycetes; Eurotiales; Aspergillaceae. The record is from RefSeq and is a predicted model, not a curated record. The coding region runs from base 1 to 612 and encodes 203 amino acids. The transcript has a single exon.
AUGCAUACACCCGCUGGACCAUCAGCGGACUUAGUUCUGCAAGGUCUGGAAACUGCCAAGAUGACAUGGCAAUGUCUAAUGCGAUGCAGUGAGUUGAUCCCUGCCGACGAUGAAAAUCACCGAGAGGCCAUGCUCUUGUUUGCCAUGAGCAUUCGAAUUCUGUUACUGGCAGUGCAGAAACUCAACAGCACCAUUAACUCCCAUCAAGCCGAGCUAUGCUACGAUGUUGCUAUUUCUGUGGGUAGCUUUGAGCUGAUGGGAGAGGCAAAAGCCGAGAUCAUUGGUGUUGUUGUUCGACGGGCACUGAACGCAAUCACCAUUGCACUGCAGCAUGUCUGGGAAAUCGCGGGUCAGCCGGUGAUACAAGCUGCCAGCGAGUAUGGGGGCAGCCCUGAUAUCCCUAGUCCGAUGAGCAUUCUUACCAGUCCAUCUGCCAAGAAUGAUACUCAUUCAAGACCACGUGCGUUCAGUGGAACGCCACCAAUGAAUGGGUUUGGGACUGAAGACGAUAAGAUCACGUCACUUCUUGCUACACUGCAAAUCACAAUGAAGGCAUUGAGGAGAUAUCAGGGGUCGGGUACUAGGCCUGAGCGAAGACCAUCCCUAAUAUAG